UGUAACAUUACUAAUAUUAUAGUAAAUGCAAUAAAGAAUUGAAUUGAAUUGAAAACGAUGGAGUCAACAAGUGCUGGUGGUGUGGUUCUUGGAGGUUUUUCGCUGUUGUGAAAUAAAUAUAAAUCUCGUUUUUCUAGGUGGCUUUUAAAUAUACAAGUUUAUUUUAUAAUUCACGUUAAAUAAAACAUAGAAACAUAUUUCUAAACACAGAACAUAAUACGAGCCCACGAAAUAAUUUUCCAAUUUUUAAAAUUUCACAAUUUUUCGAGAUUCUUUCCGGAAAAAUUUCUACUAUUUGAAAUUUUUCGGAAAAUUAUGCAACAGUAGGGAGCGAUUUUUACCUAGUGAAAAUCGCUCCGAGAGUUCAUAGCGUUAGCCUAGUCUUUUUUACUUGGCUAUGUUUUGACACCUGUCAAAUUGCUUUUUAUAAUAAUCAGAGUUCCCCUGCUGAGCUCAGCUGAUUUUGUUUGUUUGACGUAAAUUGAUUACAAGAGAUGUUUUAACUGUAUUAUAAAUCUCGUAAAUCGUAAUAAUAAUGUUGAGUUAUCGAAUAUCUAGGCAUACAUCAUGUAUGUUGUUAACACGAUACACGAGUACUACAUCAGAAAGUAAGUCAAUUCAGCCGCCUAACCCGAAGAAAAUAAGCACCGACAUGAUCGGUCCACCAGACCCUGCGUCUAAUCUGCGAAGAAUAAUAUUUAAACAAUCAGUGAAUGAGACAGAAUUGGAAAAGAAAUACAGAGAAAUGAGGGCGGAGGUGCAAGAUUGGAAUCAGAAUUUUUGGACGCAACACAAUUCCCGAUUUUAUCAGGAAAGGGAGAAAUAUUUAAAGAAAAACCUACCAGAAGGGAAACAAAGCCUCACAGCAGACGAAAUGAGUAUCUUCUACAAAGCUUUCCUAGAUAAAAAUUGGAAAACACAUUUACAAUACAAUCUAGAAUGGUACAGAAAGAAUGUAAUAUUGUUAGGUCUCGCUAUUCAAGUUAAACUUAAGAAAUUAUUUAGAUUAAAGGAUUAA
Hyposmocoma kahamanoa is the source of this 1018-nucleotide messenger RNA. It is a transcript of the gene Coa8, whose product is annotated as APOPT family protein CG14806, mitochondrial. The record is from RefSeq and is a predicted model, not a curated record. Gene Ontology annotation, biological process: intrinsic apoptotic signaling pathway. Gene Ontology annotation, cellular component: mitochondrion. NCBI's taxonomy places the organism in Eukaryota, Metazoa, Arthropoda, Insecta, Lepidoptera, Cosmopterigidae. The transcript has 2 exons. Bases 536 to 1018 code for a protein of 160 amino acids.